UGCAGGUCUAAUGAGUCAUGUCAUUAACAGCGCCUAAAGCCCUCCUCCCACCCUCCUCCAGCCCACUUCUCUCUAUAUUAGAGGCGCUCCUCUGCUCCAGUCUUCAGAGCAGCAGGCGCCCAGUCAGCGCUCUCUUGUUCUCCUGCAGCUUCAGCUUCAGACUGAAGUUGAUGCUUUUCUCACAUUUUCUUGGAUGUACCUUCAUCUCGCGAAGAUGAGACUUAUUUUUGUCGCUGUUGCGGUUGCAGCUUUGUUGACAGAAAAUCUAGCGCUUCCAGUGGGAAAAGAAGGGCAGAGAGAAGAUGUGGUUACACGCUGUUUGGUUGAAGUCCUGUCCAAAGCUCUUUCCAAACCGGACUCCCAGCUGGAUCAGGAAUGUAAAGAUAUUCUCCAAGCAGGGGUUAAACAUGCCCCGCUGGACAAGAAGAGUGGGGAGGGGAUAGUAACUCAUGGAGAGGUGGCCAAAGGUCAUCCUGAGGCAAAGGCAGCAGAUGUGAAAGACAUCGAGGCUCUCCUACAAUCUGUGGAGGAAAAAAGAGAAAUCCCCGAAGACGAACGCAGCCAAGAAUCCUGGAGUCUGGGUGACGAGAAGGAGAAGAGACACGAGAACGAAGAGGAAGGAGAGCGGGAGAAGAGGAGCAGCUGGAAGCCUGGAAGGUACCACCAAAGGAAAAACAAACGAGGAGAAGAAGAAGAAAAAGAAGAAGAAGACAAUGAGCGCAGUCAGGAGAGCUGGGGGAUCGAGGAAAAGAGAUCCGAAGACGAAGGAGGUGAAGAGCGAGAGAAGAGGAACUGGAGGCCUGGAAGAUACCACCAAAGAAAACACAAACGCAGUGAGGAAUCUUUAGGAGGAGAGAGGGAGGAGCCAGAGGAAGAACGUAGUCAAGAGUCCUGGGAUGUGGACAAAAGGCAAGGGAACGAGGACGAGGAGGAGAGAGACAAGCGCAUAUGGAAGCCCACACAUCGCUACCACCACAAGAAAAAGCUCCACAAACGUGGUGAUGAACCAUUGGAGGAGGAAGAGGAUGGCGAACGCAGCCAGGAGUCCUGGGGUCUCGACAAGAGGGACUGGAGGGCUGGAAGGUACCACCAGAGGAGACACAAACGUGACGAAGAGCUCGCCGAAGAAGCCAGGGAAGAGCCAGAAGAAGAACGCAGCCAAGAAUCUUGGGGUCUUGACAAGAGGGACUGGAGGGCCGGCAGAUUCCACCAGAGGAGACACAAACGUGACGAAGAGCUCUCCGAGGAAGCCAGGGAAGAGCCAGAAGAAGAACGCAGCCAGGAAUCUUGGGGUCUCGACAAGAGGGACUGGAGGGCUGGAAGGUACCACCAGAGGAGACACAAACGUGACGAAGAGCUCUCAGAAGAAGCCAGGGAAGAGCCCGAUGAAGAACGCAGCCAGGAGUCCUGGGACUUUGAUACUGGAAGAGAAAAGAGGGACUGGAGGGCCGGCAGGUACCACCAGAGGAGACACAAACGUGAUGAAGAGCUCUCAGAGGAGGUGAGAGAAGAGCCGGAGGGGGAACGCAGCCAGGAGUCCUGGGGCCUUGACAAAAGACAUGGAAAAGAAGAACAAGAAAUAGAAAAGCGUAUAUGGAAACCGACACAUCGAUACCACCAUAAAAAGAAGUUUCACAAGCGUGGCGGAGGCUCAUCAGAAGAAGAGGAAGAACAGAGGGGUGAUUCAGAGGAAUAUGAGGAGACGGCAAAGGACGGGGACCAAGUAAUGAGGUAUCUAGCAGAAAAGCGCAAUCCAUGGAUUUUCAGAGGUUUCUACCAUCCUGCGUGGUAUAAAAGGGAUUCAGAUGAGCAUGCUGCAACUUCUAACAAGAUGGAUGAACUGGCCAAGUUGCUGAGCUAUAAGAUAAACCAGCUGGCCAGCCAUUCUAAUCAAGAGGAGCCAAAGAGGAGCAUGCACCAGAGAGCACUUACCCCACAGGAGGAGAAAGAGCUCGAAAACCUCGCAGCGAUGGACACGGAGCUGCAGAAAAUCGCUGCCAAGUUGCAUGACAACAGAGCAUAACCAGAAUGCUGUCUUAAUGUAUGUCAGCCAAUUUAGUGUGCUUAGUGUUAAAAAAAGACAAAAAAAAAAAUGAUCUUGGAGCCUUGCCAAAACAUUUUAUCAACUUGUUUAUCAACAUAUUUGUGAUAUUCUGAUGUUAAAUGAAUCGCAUGGGAAUGGUUUUGAUGUUUACAUAUAUAUAUAUAUACAUCUGAGACAAAUUAUUCAAUCAUUGUGUUCUGAAGAGUUUGUUCAGUCUGCACUCAAUAAAGGAGUUAUUCUGGGACCAAACAAAUUACCUCUCAAAUUAUUUCUUGAUGAAAAAAAUAAGUGUACACACAUCAGGCUCAGUACUUCUUUUUAAUCCUGUGCAGAUACAGAUUUAACCCACAGUGAAGCUGCAUUAGCAACUAGAUCAUCAUAACAAAUGUCACUUUCUGCGGGGAAAAU
Sander lucioperca (pikeperch) is the source of this 2452-nucleotide messenger RNA. It is a transcript of the gene chgb, whose product is annotated as chromogranin B. The transcript is spliced from 9 exons. The record is from RefSeq and is a predicted model, not a curated record. Gene Ontology annotation, cellular component: secretory granule. Lineage: Eukaryota; Metazoa; Chordata; Actinopteri; Perciformes; Percidae. The coding region runs from base 194 to 2023 and encodes 609 amino acids.